This is a messenger RNA of Durusdinium trenchii, 3099 nucleotides long. The record is from the annotation of a GenBank genome assembly. Lineage: Eukaryota; Dinophyceae; Suessiales; Symbiodiniaceae.
AUGGCUCCUACCAAAUACGAGAUGCUCCCGGAGCCUGCCUCCAUGCAUCUCGCUCCGCGUCGUUGGACGCGCUCCGCCUCCUUGGGCCUCGGCCUCUUGGGCACUGCCUUGAUCGGAACCAUCGGUGUGAUCGUCUUGAAGAGCAAGACUUCCGGAGGUGUGUCUUCCUCGGUGGCUGAUCCGACCAAAGAGUACAGUAUGGUAAGCUCACAUGGAUUCAUGGGCGGAGUGAAAUCCUUCGCUCAUAGUUCAAUUGCUAUGCCAGGUUUGCCUCAGUUUCACCAGGGCUCACAUGUCACACAUGUCCAUCACUUUCACUCCUUUGGCACGCCUGUGGAUUCUUCUUUCGGCAUGCCAGUGGAUCAAGUCAGCUACGGUGAUUCUUCUAUGGUGGGUGAUUCUUCUGCUACAGGGUAUUCUACUGUUGGCGACGUUGACUCUUCUGUUACAGGGGAUUCUUCUUCUUUGGGCGUCCCAGCAGAUCAAGUCAACUACGGUGCUUCUUCUUUCGGCGUCCCAGCAGAUCAAGUCGACUACGGUGCUUCUUCUUUCAGCGUGCCAGCGGAUCAGGUCAACUAUGGUGAUUCCGUUGCAAUGCCAUCGGACAUGAAUCAGGUUCACUACACAGCACACGGAGGUUCGUUUGCUAUGCCAGCCGACAUGGAUCAGAUUCACUUUGGUGCCAGUUCCAUUGUCCCAGGAUGGACGAAGAAUUCCUUGGGUGGCUUGGAGCAUCACUCAGUGGUGGAUUGCACCACGGUGGAGGAGGAUGCUUCGGUGGCCAAGCUGGAAAUGUGUUGCAAAUACGGCAAGAUUGGUUGCAAGCAGCUGAAGAAGGCAAAGAAGGCGAAAGCCAAGAAAGCUGAGACCAAGGAAGAUGAUGCUGACGAUCAUGAUAAAGACGAUCAUGACGACGAUCACGAUCAAGAGAAGGAGUCUGCCGAAGAGCCUUCAAUGGCAGUGGAAGAUGUAGAAGAGAAGGAGGUGCAGGCAGAAGAGCCAGAGAAGGAGGCUGCCGAAGAGCCUGAGACGGAGGCUGCCGAAGAGCCAGAGAAGGAGGCUGCCGAAGAGCCUGAGACGGAGGCUGCCAAAGAGCCUGAGACGGAGGCUGCCGAAGAGCCUGAGGCAGAGGAGCCAGAAAAGGAGUCUGCCGAUGAGCCUUCAAUGGCAGUGGAAGAUGUAGAGGAGAAGGAGGUGGAGGCAGAGGAGCCAGAGAAGGAGUCUGCCGAAGAGCCCGAGACAGCUGAGAAGGCGGUGGAGGCAGAGGAGCCAGAGAAGGAGUCUGCCGAAGAGCCCGAGACAGCUGAGAAGGCGGUGGAGGCAGAGGAGCCAGAGAAGGAGUCUGCCGAGGAGCCCGAGACAGCUGAGAAGGCGGUGGAGGCAGAGGAGCCAGAGAAGGAGUCUGCCAAGGAGCCCGAGACAGCUGAGAAGCAGGCAGAGGCAGAGGAGCCUGAAAAGGAGUCUGCCGAAGAGCCUGAGGCCUUUGUCUCAGUCGCCUCACUUGCUGGUCGAAGCCCCUGGUGGACGGCUGCGGUGGACUCCGCGGGCAUCGGUCGCCUGAAGGGCGCAUCGUCACCGAAGCCGCAGCGAAAGAGCGGAACGUCCGAUCCCAACGUAAGCCCAUCACGAGUGAAGCCCAUCCUGAUUUGGGUUCGCAGAUCUUCAGAGAGAUAUACCGAGUUCCAUGCCGUGGUUCCUGAGUUUGCCGAGAACAGAACGCCUCAGUGCUAUGAUUGCACGCAGAGGAGUACCUUUGAGCACGUGAAGUAUUGGCAAGAUGAGGUUCGAAGGUAUUCCACCAAUCAGGAUGCGAUUCUGAUGCUGGUUUCGAACAAGGUGGAUUUACCGGAGGUGCAAGUCUCGAGAACGGAGGGCGAGGAGAGUCGGGCGAGACGGAGUCGGUUCGUCGGCGAGGAGAAGGAACAGACGCAAAAGGUGGAGCACCCGUGCAGCACGGCCUCGCAGCCGACGCGGCAGGAGUUUGCCUUCGCCCAGUCGAUGAUGUUCAUCGAGACGAGCGCCAAGACGAGGUCCUUUUGCGUCCCAACCGAUCGAGUGGAGCGAGCGGAGGUCCUGGCCUUGACGCCGGGUCAGCUGUGGAAAAGAUCCGUGUGGCGGAGUUCGGCGACGCGUUCCGCGACGUUCAACGUGUACUUGGUGCGGCAUGGCGAGUCCACCUGGAAUUCAGCCGCGAAGCGCUGGGAUUUGUGGCAGAUGUUCUCCCAGGUGGAUCAUCCGUUGACUGAGCAGGGCAUCCAGCAGGCCAAGCGCCUGCGAGACGCGGCGGCACAGGACGCCCUGUGGUCGCAGAGUCGGCUCUUCUCAUCGCCGCUGACGCGCGCCCUGCAGACCACCUUGUUGGCCACGGCUGUCGCCGGUUCCGAGGGCGAGUCGCCAGCGAGGAGCGCCAAGCGCUUGACGCUGCUGCCCGACGCGCGCGAGAUCGCUUGGCCGCUGGCAGGUCCCGACUCCCGCAGUCGCGUGCUGGGUGAAGGAGUCAUGGCACGCGCAUUGGAGGAGCUGAGAAAAGUGGAGGCCACGUGGACCGAAUGCACUGAGGAGCAAUCUGUGGUGGAUGCAUCUCUGGUGGAGAAAGUUUGGUGGAACAAGUUCUGGGAGUCCAAGACAGAGAUGCAAGAGAGGUUGAAGCGGCUUCUGCAGACCAUUGAGCCAGCGAUGCCGGGCCAAAGUAGUGUCCUGGUUUGUCACAGCUUGUUGAUUCAGCGGCUCUUCAAGGACUUCGCUGCUCCCAGCUUGGUGAAGGACCCUGAGAAGCAGCAACUCCUGUCGGGUCUCCGGUCGCGCAAGUUGCAGAACUGUGGACGUCCGGGCAUUGUCCUCUGCAUCUCCUCUCCACCGACCUCCGCUGACCUCCCCGGACCGACGUCGAGGUGCCGUGCGGCUUCGCUUGGACACUGGCCAGAUCCACGACGUAGAGUUGGCCUUUGGAACCAAGCUCGUGUGACACUGGGCGGACCCGGCCACCCGGUGGUCCCGCUGGCCGGCGGAGUGAGCUGCGCCGCGUGGUUGCACCAAGUCCUCCACCUGAGCAGGUGGAGUGUUUUCAUGAGUGUUUUCGGCCCAAAGAAGGCUCAAUGA